Messenger RNA from Blepharisma stoltei, 1885 nucleotides. Lineage: Eukaryota; Ciliophora; Heterotrichea; Heterotrichida; Blepharismidae. The record is from the annotation of a GenBank genome assembly.
AUGAAAGACCAUAGAGGAGCAAUAAAGCUUAUAAAAUUUGCAAUUUUUGUAGCGAUUGUUGUGCACGUGAUGGGGUGUCUUUGAUACUUAAUAGCAAAACUUGAUAAUUUUAGCCCAAAUACUUGAGUAGCUCGGCAUGGCUAUAUAGAUUCUGAUAAAACCUCUUGUUAUAUUGCCUCGAUUUAUUUCAUUUUCACAACAUUAACAACUGUAGGCUAUGGAGAUAUCCAUGCUUAUACUAAAUCCGAAAGAGCCUUUGUAUUUGUCCUGAUGGCACUUGGGGUUGCCUAAGAAACUUAUUUUUUUCAAAAAAAUAUUUUUAAUAAUUAUUUUUAAAAUUUGGAUGGAUCCAGGGCUGCAUUUUACUCUUACACAAUUUCCAAUCUCUCCACAAUCAUGGCGAAUAUGGACAGCAAAACAUCAAAUUUACGAAACCGCUUAAAUGCUUUAAAUGAUUUUGCAAAAGCGACGAAGCUUCCAGAUGAUUUAAAGCAGAAAAUUAAAGCUCAUAUUCUUUUGAAUUAUGAAGAAAAUAUGUUCAGCUGGUUUGAUCAGGAUACUUUGAUGAAUGAAUUGCCAGCCUCGCUAAGGACUGAUGUGUCUCUGCAUAUGCAUCAUAAAAUUGUGGAAAAAAUUUACUUUUUCCAGGACAAAGACCCAGGAUUUAUAUCUUACAUAGUCCCUAAACUCCGAACUGUAAGUCUUCAGCCAGGCGAGUUUUUAUAUAAAGAGUAUGAAUUUCCAGACGAGGUUUAUUUUUUGACUAAAGGAAGAGUAAAUUUAAUAGCCUCAAAUGGCGUUGUUUUUAAAUCAUAUGUGCAAGGAUCUUAUUUUGGAGAAGUCGAAAUCAUGGAAAACACCCCUAGAGACUGUUCAGUGCAAGCCACAAAGGAUGGGGCUGAGUUUUUAGUCCUGUCUAAAAGGCAUUUCUUAAAGAUGCUUGAAGAAUUUCCAAAAAUUGCUGAAGAAAUCAAUGACACUUCUAGACUUAGAUGCAUAAAAAACUCUGAAGCCAAAGAGACAGCUCUAAAAAUAGAAACAAAAAAAGCUUUUAUUCUUGAUAGACAACAAAGCUGGAGACUUAAAAAAUCUUCAACGAGAAAUUUAGAAAAAAAUGAUAAAUCGCCUAAAAAUAGUGAUAACAAUAAAAAAAAUAAGCAAAAAACAAGGUAAAUAUUGGUAUUAUUGAAUUAUCUUGAAAACCCAGAUAUUAAUAUUUAAAAAAAAUUAAAAUUUCUAUGACCUAAAAACAAUGAAUUUCAAAAAAGAAAAAUUCAGAAAAAUGUGGCAAAAUAUAAUAGAAGAAAAAAAAGAAGAAAACAAAUCUGAAAUUGCUAGAAGAAAGAAAGAAAAUUCACUAAAAGGCUCAGAGCCACAAUCCCCAGAUAACAAGCCAAACUUGCGAACACUAAAAAGGCAUCCUACAAUGAUGCCAGGCGUAAAAAUGAAUGUUGAAAAAAUCAGAAGUGCUCGUCGGCAUUCUACAUUUGCCCCAAACAUAGACAAAUUUGAUUCAUUAGAGAGAAAUCCAAAUAGAAAUUAUGUUGCAAAGACUGAUUUUGACAUCCCAAUUAUGAAAUACGAAGAGCUUGAAGUUGAUUCCCCUUUAGCUACUGAAGAAAACGAAAAUAAAGACCCAAAGCAUAAUAAAUUGCAGCUAUUAAAGAUGCUAUAUGCCCAUUUAUCAAAACAUAAUGCCAAAUUGCAUAAUAAACUCAGAGUUUCAAAAGGGUCUUUGGCACUUCUUCAAAAUAGGCAAGGGUAUAUAAAAGAGCAGGUCACAAAAAUUUUAACAUUUUUAAAAGAAGAAAGUGAAGAAAAAAGCGAAAAGAAAACAGAAGAAAAGAAAAUUUCAAGAAAAAGAAACAGCGUAGACUCGUUUUAG